GACUAUUAAUUGAUUGUUUCUGAUGUGUUCAUUGUGGUACUUCUAUGCCUUCGUUCCAGUCUUUAUUGGUUUUUAUAUUACAGAAUACAAAAGUGAUAUCUUGCAUCUCAUCAAAUACAAUUCAUUCGUUGGAGUUCAAAGUGAAUCUAACGUGCUAAAGCUAUUUAUAUAUAUUCCUUCAUCAAGAAGCAAUUUUAAAGAGCGAGAAGCUAUUCGCGAAAGCUGGUGGUCCCAUAUACAACGAAACUCUAGUCUAAAUGAUAGAACUGUUGCAUUGAAGUUUGUUUUGGGAACGAGGGAUUGUUUAAUACCUAAAGAUUACAAAGUUGAUCCAUGGGGUUGUGACGAAUGGAAGUUUCCAAAUCUUCAUGAUGUCAACAACCUAACAAAGAAAGCCAUUGAAACAGCUGAAUACUCAUUGAACCGAUCUGCUGCUGCCAAGGAGAAUGAUUACGAUGAUUUUGUGGAGGAUCACGUUUAUGGAAUCCAAACCGUCACAUUCAUAGUUCAUCACCCUGUUUUGCUGACAAAAUUAGGAGUGCAUGAAGCUUGUCGAUCAGUGAGUUCAUCUGUGAAGUUGUCUGAAGCCACUACGAAGAAAGAAAUUGUCAAACUGUCAUUCAAAAGUAAAGCGUUGACGCUACAUACUCUUGGAUUGAACAACACUUUUAAGUUUAAAAAGCUGCAGGACCCCCUCAUAUUGCCCAAGGGUUUCAGAGGGGAGAUGGUUGUGGAGAACGUUGAAUCAGGAAGCGGUCGAUGUGAAUUUUACCGAUGGAACUUUCCUGUGCAAACAUUUCCACAAUCUCACAGUGUUAUCCAGUUUGUUGAGCCGAGUAUGCAGCCGCAUGAAACAUACAAAAAUGUUGAGAAAUGGAACUCAAGACCCAUACAUCUAGUAAACUUUGCCUUUAAAAUUUUUGAUACGGAUCAGCUUAUUGAGAAAAUAAAAAUAAAAGAUGCUAAAGUGCUAGAAACUGCACACAAUUCCAGCCUCCUUACUUCAAAACUGCAUCAGGAGUUUGAAAAAAACGGCGACAUGUUAUUUGUUGAUGUUGUUGAUGUUUACCGGCAUCUUCCUCUCAAGUUUUUAUCCUUCGCACAAUGGACUAUUAACAAUGUAAAGUUUGAGUUUUUGUUGAAAACUGACGACGAUUGCUAUUUGGACGUUGAAAAGAUUUUAAGAAAGUUGAACGAAUUGAAUAUCAACCAGAGUCUAUUGUUUGGGAGAUUUCGUCACAAUUGGCCAGUGGAAAGAUGGGGACGGUGGGCCGAACAUUCGUACACUUCAGCUACGUAUCCAAGGUUCCCCUGUGGUUCAGGAUACGUCUUGUCAAGUGACUUAGUACACUGGAUGGCUACCAACUACGAAUAUCUCAAAGCUUACCAGGGAGAGGAUGUUUCCAUCGGCAUUUGGUUGAGUGCUGUUAACCACGUGGUGGUCGAUGAGCCGUUGUGGCAGUGCGAGAACGAAUGUUUGUCUGACAUGUACUCGAUGCCUGACCUCCAAACUGAACAGUUGCAUAAGCAUUGGGAGAACAAAAUUAACUGCGGAGAUCCGUGUGGCUGCGGCUGACUGUUUUAUCUUUCAUAUUUUCUUGUUCAAGUUUAUUUAUAAAACGUUGGUAGUUUUUUUUAUAACGAAAAUAAAAUUAUUUAUCAAAGAGCAAUAAAUAGUAAUUCUAUAACUGCCGAGAAGGAUAUUUUUUGAAAUUUUCGUAGACCUGCAAUCUAUGGUUAAGGUUGGUGUGCCCUGUCAUAAGCAGGUACUGUGUGUUUGUUCUUGUGUCCGUGUAUGCGUGUGUUUCUGUAUGUGCGUGUGUGUGUGUAUACGUGUGUGGCGUAAAAAUUUGCACUCAUUAUGAAACUUCCCGAUUCAAAUGCUCACACAUAUAACAAACAAAUAAUAAGUUAAUGCAUAAAAAAAAUUGGCGAACAACUGUGUUAUUUAGAGAUGGCAAUUAUAGAGAUGUAAAAAUUAUUCCUCAGUGAUACACUCCAACAAAUUUGAAAUAUGUGAAAAGUAGUUUAAUGUUAAUUGAAUAUUGCCAUUUUAAAAUUUUUAAUCAUAAUGAACUGUGAAGAAAACUUUCUUUUACAAAUUAAAUUUUAUAAAUAAAAGCCUGUGAACCGUAAAAAUAUAUUUUAUUAUGAAUGAGACACGAUGAAAGAGAAUAUGUUACAACAUUCUUAAACCUGAUUUAGAUUAGGUAUUGUAUUCACUUUUUUUGUAUUAACUGUCGGAAAAACGCCAAUUAUUUUUAUUGUAUAUUUUUAUUAAUUUACAAUGUUUUUUUGAUGUUUAAAGUAUUCGUUCAACAAUUUUAAAACGCUCUGUUGAAAUCUUUAAAAUUUAUAAUAAAGUUUUAAAUU
Messenger RNA from Helobdella robusta, 2373 nucleotides. RefSeq lists its product as hypothetical. Gene Ontology annotation, cellular component: membrane. Gene Ontology annotation, molecular function: hexosyltransferase activity. The transcript has 14 exons. Lineage: Eukaryota; Metazoa; Annelida; Clitellata; Rhynchobdellida; Glossiphoniidae. The annotation marks the transcript as partial. The record is from RefSeq and is a predicted model, not a curated record.